This is a messenger RNA of Hymenoscyphus albidus, 1396 nucleotides long. The record is from the annotation of a GenBank genome assembly. NCBI's taxonomy places the organism in Eukaryota, Fungi, Ascomycota, Leotiomycetes, Helotiales, Helotiaceae.
AUGACAAGGCCUGCCAGAUCCGCUCUCGCAAGAACGAAGUUGGACCACCACUUCGCCCACCUACUACUUAAUUCCUACGAUACCCUCAUUUCAUUCUCCGAGCGAGGCAUGUUCUCCUCAUCCAUCCGGGGGGUAGCCUCGAAAACUCCAUCUAUACCCAUUGCCUCUUCCUUUGCCAGUUGUGCACCGCGAGCCGCGGCCACUCAUGCGCUUUCAACCCGAAUACCCCAAAGACGGUACUCGUCUUCGAAACCUUCCAGCCCUGCCGAUGGAUCGAAAGGCGUAGCCCAGAGCGGGCCUGCUACUGCUAUUGCGCAGAAAGGUUCGCGGUCGAGCAAAAAGAAGAACAGAGAUGGGAAUGCGAAUGGAAAGGGCAAGGAGGAAUCUGUAGAUAACCUCCCCAGCGUACCUAGUACACAGCAUAUUGCCCCUAAUCGUACGUUUAAUGGAUCUCGUCCGUCAUUUUUAUGGGAAACUAACUCGACUUAGAAAUCUCUGCCUCGGACUUCUUUUCCCUCCACCGUCCAAUCUCCCUCACCCACAGUUUCCCACAGGCCGUGACAGACGAAGCCUUUGCCGCUAUCUUCGCACCUCGCUCAAAAUCAAAUCCCAAGCCGGCGGAGGUCAUCUCGACACUUUCUCGAACGGUCGAAAACCUGGACACAGUUACAAGCGAAUUAAAGAAAAUGAGUGUAGUGAACCCACAAGAAUGGAGCGAGAGAGACGAGUUACGUGCGGCGAUAACGGCAGAAUCCAAUCAGAGAAUGGAAACACAGCAUCUCGAUUCUCCUCCAGAAGAGUCGACCAUGAGCUUCCCUCAACACAUCCUCUCCGGAAAAUACCGUCCUUUCAGUCUUCCUCCAGCACCUAUGCCUAUGAACACACCGGAAUCUAUUGCUGCAGGAGCAGAGGCAGCAGCCGAGGCACAAAAAACUCAACAUCGUACAUAUACUGCCGUUCUGACCAUCGAGGAAUCGACCGAUCAAAACGGUGAUGUUACAUAUCAUGCGCAUAGCUCACCUCUAGUAUCCGAGGAUCAACCAGCUAGCACCCGAUUCCUUGAGCGUAUGCAGGCCCGACAGGAUCGAUACCGAGUACAACGAGGGGUGGAGUUGAAUGGCAUGUUCGCCAUUAGCGUGAAGAGACAACGAAAGCUUAAGAUGAAGAAGCAUAAGUACAAGAAGCUUAUGCGACGCACAAGAAAUUUGAGACGCAGAUUGGAUCGUAAUUAGAAGGGGGCAGGGCUGCAUUGCAUUGCAUGUGUAUUUGGUUUACUGUAUUGGUGUCCAGGGGAAUUGUUCAUUUCGUCAUUGGUUCGGUGGUGGGUUGAGGCUAUACUCCUGGGCCAUAUGAGCAUAGCUAUCGCCUCUCUUAAAUGGGAGGAUCGUUUCCUGAA